This is a messenger RNA of Trichomycterus rosablanca, 1388 nucleotides long. It is a transcript of the gene alkbh2, whose product is annotated as alkB homolog 2, alpha-ketoglutarate dependent dioxygenase. NCBI's taxonomy places the organism in Eukaryota, Metazoa, Chordata, Actinopteri, Siluriformes, Trichomycteridae. Gene Ontology annotation, biological process: DNA alkylation repair; DNA repair. The record is from RefSeq and is a predicted model, not a curated record. The transcript has 4 exons. Gene Ontology annotation, molecular function: ferrous iron binding; cytosine C-5 DNA demethylase activity. Bases 478 to 1227 code for a protein of 249 amino acids.
CAGGUGAGAACCUGCUGAGGCGGCGGGUACACCGUGUGCUUUCGUCUCUCUUCAUCAACAAAGUUCAUCAGCUGAGGAAAUAAACGUUAUUUGACGGUGGAGGAAACGAUCAAGGAAACAUUAGACGCGCCAGAGCAAACUAAAGUGAAUUAUUACCGAUUUAAAGUAAGGUUUUUCAAACUCGGCCCCCAGCGCUGUUCUCCAGCUCACCCCGACUCCUGCAGGCUCUGUGCGGGAGGACAGGCGCUCCAACGCGGCCGCUUUGUUCCUGGCGAUCCGGUCGAGCUGCUCGGGACUCAGACUCACACACUCCGGAUCCUUUUUUAGUCUUUUGACCUGAGAAGAAAUCUUGGUGUAUUUAGUGGAAUUCACGCAUCGAUUUUGGAGAAGAAAGCAGCUCGGUCUGCGCAGGAAGGGCAAAACUGCCAUUGCAACAUGUCCACACCCUGUCCCCGAGUUUAAUUUAAAGGUUCCAUUAUGAACAAGCAAGUAGGUGUAAGUGAGGAACGCCUGGUGUGUGGAAGGCAUCCAGAGAGAACUGUAGCCGAGGAGGAUGAAGACACAGAGGACGAGGAGUUCUCUCAUCCCAUCCCAUGGCGAAAGAUCGAAGGAGAAGGGCUGGACUGUGAUUACGGAUUACUGUUCUCCAAGGAAGAAGCAGACAGGCUUUUCCUGCAACUAGAACAGGAGGUGGAAUACUUCACAGGUGAAGAAACGAAGGUGCAGGUGUUCGGGAAGAUGCACAGCGUUCCCAGAAAGCAGGCGACUUAUGGGGAUGAAGGAUUGACCUACUCUUUUUCUGGAGUACACCUUGCAGCCAGAGUCUGGACUCCGACCCUGGACUAUAUUCGUGAUGCAGUCACCAAGGCAACAGGGCAAACCUUCAACUUUGUCCUGAUAAACAGGUAUAAAGACGGCCUGGAUCACAUAGGGGAACACCGAGACGACGAGAGGGAAUUGGACCCCGCUUGUCCCAUUGCUUCCGUGUCGCUCGGAGCUGCACGCGACUUCAUUUUCAGACACAGAGAUGCCCGCGGAGGGGCAAACAGACGGCACGUCGAACCUGUGAAAUUAGAACUGGCGCACGGAAGUCUCCUUCUCAUGAACCCGCCCACCAACACGUACUGGUAUCACAGCCUGCCAGUUCGGAAGAAGGUGAGGACGCCGCGCAUCAAUCUCACGUUCAGGCGAAUCGUCAAGGUGCAUCGAGGGGGGAAACAGGAGUGAUUUUGGAUUUCUGAACUCAGCCAAUUAUUUAAAUGUGUAAUUAAUGAGAAAUGUGAUGGAACCACAUCCCAUUUUUCUGAGUGUGCUGCAGGCAUCAGUGUCGGUCGGUGAAAACAUCUCGUCUUUGCACUUGUCAGAUAAGUAAAGGUUCAGCAGAAUGA